This is a messenger RNA of Jatropha curcas, 2217 nucleotides long. Its product is annotated as luminal-binding protein 5. Gene Ontology annotation, molecular function: ATP-dependent protein folding chaperone; ATP binding. The record is from RefSeq and is a predicted model, not a curated record. Lineage: Eukaryota; Viridiplantae; Streptophyta; Magnoliopsida; Malpighiales; Euphorbiaceae.
UAAAAAUUACCCUUCCAAACCUUUGAGCUCCACUUGGAAACAGGGGAAACAAACAGAAAAAAGAAAUUGUUCUUGCUGAUUUCAGAGAAACAAAUUACAGAACGGUAAUGAAUAUCAAGAAGAAAGGCUUUGCACUUCUACUUCUCUUUCUUUCAGAAUUUUUGCUAGGAUUAGCAGUAGCUGCAGAUGAUUCUCCAAAACUUGGAACAGUGAUUGGUAUUGAUCUUGGAACUACUUAUUCUUGUGUGGGCGUCUCUCGAAACGGUCACAUUGAGAUUAUAGCCAAUGAUCAAGGCAACAGAAUUACACCAUCGUGGGUAGCAUUCACUGACACAGAGCGUCUAAUAGGAGAGGCUGCAAAGAAUCAAGCAGCUUUUAAUCCAGAAAACACAGUUUUUGAUGUUAAACGUCUCAUUGGAAGAAAAUUUGAUGAUCCAGAGGUUCAGAGAGAUAUAAAAUUCUUGCCUUAUAAGGUAGUGAAUAAAGAUGGGAAACCUUAUAUACAAGUAAAGGUGAAAGGAGAAACUAAGCUUUUUAGCCCUGAGGAGAUCAGUGCUAUGGUGUUGGGGAAGAUGAAGGAAACAGCUGAGGCAUACUUGGGUAAGAAGAUUAAAGACGCUGUGGUCACUGUUCCAGCUUAUUUCAAUGAUGCCCAAAGGCAAGCAACAAAGGAUGCGGGUGCCAUUGCCGGACUCAAUGUGGCUCGGAUAAUUAAUGAACCUACCGCUGCAGCUAUUGCUUAUGGUCUAGACAAGAAAGGAGGAGAGAUGAAUAUUUUAGUUUAUGAUCUUGGUGGUGGUACAUUUGAUGUUAGUAUUUUAACUAUUGAUAAUGGUGUAUUUGAGGUUCUUUCUACAAGCGGAGAUACCCAUUUGGGAGGAGAAGAUUUCGACCACAGAAUAAUGGAUUACUUCAUCAAAUUGAUCAAGAGAAAGUAUAAUAAAGAUAUCAGCAAAGAUAAAAGGGCUCUCGGGAAGCUUCGAAGAGAAUGUGAGAGAGCUAAGAGAGCAUUAAGCAGCCAACACCAAGUUCGAGUUGAAAUUGAAUCACUUUUUGAUGGUAUUGAUUUUUCAGAGCCAUUGACAAGGGCAAGAUUUGAAGAAUUGAAUAUGGACUUGUUUAAGAAGACAAUGGGGCCUGUUAAAAAGGCAUUGGAAGAUGCAGGUUUAAAGAAAUCUGAUAUAAAUGAGAUUGUGCUUGUAGGAGGAAGUACUAGAAUUCCUAAAGUUCAAGAAUUGUUGAAAGAUAUGUUUGAUGGAAAAGAACCUAAUAAAGGCAUUAAUCCAGAUGAAGCUGUUGCCUAUGGUGCUGCAGUUCAGGGAGGAAUUCUUAGCGGCGAAGGGGGAGAAGAAACAAAAGGUCUUCUUUUGCUUGAUGUUACUCCUUUGAGUUUAGGCAUUGAAACAGUUGGUGGUGUUAUGACUAAAUUGAUUCCAAGAAACACUGUUAUCCCAACUAAGAAGUCUCAAAUCUUUACCACUUACCAAGACCAGCAAACCACAGUUUCUAUUAAGGUCUAUGAAGGUGAAAGAAGCUUGACUAAAGAUUGUCGCGAGCUUGGAAGAUUCGAUCUAUCAGGAAUUCCACCAGCUCCAAGGGGAGUGCCCCAGAUAGAGGUAACUUUCGAGGUUGAUGCCAAUGGGAUCCUACAUGUAAAGGCAGAGGACAAGGCAGCCAAGAAGAGUCAAUCUAUCACCAUCACGAACGAUAAAGGGCGACUAAGCCAAGAAGAGAUUGAUAGGAUGAUAAAGGAAGCAGAGGAAAUGGCUGAAGAGGAUAAGAAGGUGAAGGAAAAGAUUGAUGCUAGGAACAAGUUGGAGACCUACAUUUACAACAUGAGAAGUACUAUAAAUGAUAAUGACAAACUUGCAGAAAAGAUUGAUUCAGAUGAUAAAGAAAAGAUUGAGAAUGCAUUGAAGGAGGCUCUUGAAUGGUUGGAUGAUAACCAAAAUGUUGAAAAGGAAGAUUAUGAUGAGAAGUUGAAGGAGGUUGAAGCAGUUUGUAAUCCAGUCAUAAAACAAGUGUAUGAGAAGAGUGGUGGAAGUGGGAAUUCUGCUGAUUCUGAAGAAGAAGAAGAGUCAAAUGAUGAAUUGUAGAUGGCAUAGCUUUUGUUAAUUUGGUUGGUUGGUUGUUUUUACUCUGUUUCAAUUUGUUGUCACUGACAUGUGAAAUCAUACUCUUCUCACAUAUAAGUUUUCAUUUUCCUUUUUGAAUCUA